AUGGACGUCUCACCCUCGACGUGGCGGCUGCUCGGCCUAGGCGUCUCAGCCAGCUACAUCGGGCUCGGCGCCUUCGCCAUCUCGACCCCGAGCCUCUGCGCACAGGCAUUCGGGCUGUACCCGACGAGUCCCGCGCCAGGGAGCAACGCGAACCCGACGCGCUCGACGACCAAGCCCGCCGCACACGCCAACACAGACAUCGCCAACCACUCCCAGGCCGUCGAGACGUCCAUGGUCCUCCUCGGGGCGCGCGAUCUGACCAUCGGCUUGGCCGUGGGGAAGUUGGCGUACGAUUUCAAGCUGCGCGAGACCGGCACGCUACUUCUCAGCGGCAUGGUCUUGUGCGCGGUGGAUGUGUAUGAGGUUUUCCGCCUGAGGGGGCCCAAGUGGGCGAGCGUGUUUGCGGUCGCGGCCGGGGUGUGGUUGGGCAUUGGGGCGGGGUUGGUCCAAUCGUGA
Molecule: messenger RNA, 456 nt
Organism: Cladophialophora carrionii CBS 160.54
Lineage: Eukaryota; Fungi; Ascomycota; Eurotiomycetes; Chaetothyriales; Herpotrichiellaceae
Exons: 1
Coding region: 1-456 (151 amino acids)
Source: RefSeq, a predicted model, not a curated record